GAUUGCGUGAACAAGUGGAGCCCACGUGGGGUCCAGUCAUUCUAACUAAUGGUCAGACGACGGGUUCAAUCCGACGGUCAGGAUUGCUCGUCCUAGUGCAACAAUUUUAAAUAAAAAAAUAAUAAAGAAGAAAAAAAAAAUUGCCCAACAACUCAACAGGAGAAGCGCCGAGGCGGUUUCUGCUCUCUCUCUAUCUUGUCCUCUUCUUUCCUUUCCAGGGAUUCCUCCGCCGACACAAGAGCGAGCUCGAGGUCGGAGACGGCAGCCGACUGCGGGCCGACGGACUUGGUGAGAUGGCGGCAGAGGAGCCGCGGAGUGAUCCGGCGGCGGGGACCACGGAGGAGAUGCUCUACCGGACGAAGGUUAUCCAGUUCCUCGGCCGAGCGACCCCGAUCGUCCUCCAGAACGACAACGGCCCUUGCCCUCUCCUCGCCAUCUGUAACGUGUUGCUGCUUCGGAACAAUCUCAAAUUGAGCUUGGACGUCUCGGAGGUCUCGUUGCAGAAGCUACUCUCUCUUGUUGCGGAAAGGUUGAUUGAUUCCAACAGCAACGUUCAGGACAAGGAUGAUGGGUAUCUCAACAAUCAGCAACAGAACAUUUCCGACGCAAUUGAUCUAUUGCCUAGGCUGGCGACCGGAAUUGAUGUCAAUGUGCUUUUUAGGAAGAUUAAUGAUUUUGAGUUUACAAGGGAAUGUGCUAUAUUUGAUCUCCUUGAUAUUGGUCUAUAUCAUGGUUGGAUAGUCGAUCCUCAGGAUACUGAUACUGCAGCAGCAAUAGGCUCACGAUCUUACAAUACUAUUGUUAGUGAGCUUGUACAAGCCUUUGAAAUGAAAAAGGCUGAAGGAGAUAUUAAGGGUGAAGAGGAGGAAGAUUGUGUUGAUUUUUCUGCAGCUACAGCUGCUACUCUUGGUGUUCCCUCACCUUUGCUUUCAAGAGGUAGAUCAUUUGAGGAUCAAAAUCCAGCUUCUAUUCAACAAAGGAGGAAAGGUGAUAUCGAGGAGGAAGAGGAGCUUAUGAGAGCUUUGACUCUCUCAAAAUCUGAUGUUGCAGUUCCUGUUAGUGACUCUAUGUUGCCUAUAAUUCAUGUUAAUUUGGAUGAAAAUGAAAGUGUUCAGAGGUCUGAAACAGAAACUACUGAUUAUUUAGACAUAAAAACUGGAGAUGGGUCUAGCAUUGUCUACCAGUCGCAUAUACUUGUUUCCAAAGAAUUACAUAUCAAUAAUGAUCUCAAAGAUGAUGUUUUAGCGGAAAAUAACUCUCUACUAAACAACAAUCUUGCUGUAAAUUCUACAAGUCAAGCAGACUCCAAUGGACCUGAACAUUGUGAAAAAUCUAGUAAAUCAGAUGAGGAUAUACAGACUGAAACAGAAUCCAACCAGGUUCCAAAUUUGCAGUCUUCUGAUGAUGGUGAUUCUCAUAACCUUACAGCUGUUUCAGAAAAUGACCAGUUUCUCAAAAAAUCAUUCCAUGAUGACCUCACAGUUCCAGUUUAUGAAAAUCCUGCUGGGAGAUCAGUUACUGCUGAAAAUGGGAAAGAAGAGCUUUCAAAUGUUUCUGAUGGCAUAGCCUCAAGCCUCCAGGAGAAUGAGCCCAUUUAUGAAGGAGAAGAAUGCAUCUUAUCUGGAUCUGUGGCGUGUGUCAAUCCAGAGCCAGUUUAUGAAGGUGAAAUGAUUCUUGCUGUGCAAACUGAGAAAAUAGAAGAUACUGAGCACCCUGCAAAUAUAAAAGAUAACGUUGUUAAUGAACAAUGGCACCUGAUAAAGAAUUUUCUGGAACACAAUGCUAACCAAUUGACAAUUUAUGGCCUAUUUUGUUUGCAAGAAGGUCUAAAGGAAAGAGAGCUCUGCGUUUUUUUCCGAAAUAAUCACUUCAGCACUAUGUUUAAGUACAAUGGUGAACUAUAUCUUUUAGCUACAGAUCAGGGGUAUUUGAACCAGCCAGACUUGGUUUGGGAGAAGUUGAAUGAGGUCAACGGAGACACAAUCUUCAUGACUGGAAACUUUAUGGAAUUUAAAGCUGAUAGUCAGGUCCACGACUCGUGGAAUGAACAAAGUGCUAUGACUAAUACAGCUGAUUAUCUAGCUGCACUUCAAAGCGCAGGUCAUCCAUCAGCUUUGAAUUCUGAUCUGCAAUUGGCGAUAGCUCUUCAACAAGAGGAGUUUGGGCAACAGCCACAGCGACCACAGCAGCAGCAGCAGCAGCAACAACAACAACAACCACCACCACAACCACGACAACAACAUUCCCAGCAGCCAUCUAUUCCGGGUCGUUCACGGCUCAUCACAGGUCCUCAGGUUCUGAAGACAUCAAACCCACUUACAGAACUGAGCUGGCAGAUCCAGUUUUUCCUACCUGAUCGACCAGUCCAAGCGACGGCAAGUCCCAUCCUAUUAGCAUUCAUGCCUGAACAAGCUAUCUGGAUUGUAGCUGUGACAUGGAAAUUGCAAGUCAUUAUUGAACUUUAGAGCUUGAUCGAACAAUGUUUCGAGGAGUUCAGGUCCACCACAGAGGAGCGAAUCCAAGGCAAGAGAAAAGUGCGUCGUCAUGUGAAAAUGUCUGAUGUAAAUGUUCUUCUUCAUAUACAAUAACUUCAGGUGCAUUAUUAAAAGUUUGGUGUAAAUAACAUGGUGCAAACAAUAUUAUAAUAUACAAUAAAUUUUGCAA
Molecule: messenger RNA, 2664 nt
Organism: Zingiber officinale
Lineage: Eukaryota; Viridiplantae; Streptophyta; Magnoliopsida; Zingiberales; Zingiberaceae
Product: ubiquitin carboxyl-terminal hydrolase MINDY-1-like
Exons: 14
Coding region: 294-2465 (723 amino acids)
Biological process (GO): protein K48-linked deubiquitination
Cellular component (GO): cytosol; cell periphery
Molecular function (GO): K48-linked deubiquitinase activity; cysteine-type deubiquitinase activity; cysteine-type carboxypeptidase activity
Source: RefSeq, a predicted model, not a curated record